Aspergillus puulaauensis is the source of this 1194-nucleotide messenger RNA. RefSeq lists its product as uncharacterized. The transcript is spliced from 5 exons. The coding region runs from base 1 to 1194 and encodes 397 amino acids. The record is from RefSeq and is a predicted model, not a curated record. Lineage: Eukaryota; Fungi; Ascomycota; Eurotiomycetes; Eurotiales; Aspergillaceae.
AUGAACCGAACGCCCUUUUUCUCUCUAGGUCGCGGGCCAGUGUCCCGGCCUGAAUCUGCAGGUGAACCUACUCAGCCACGUAGGGGUUUAGCUCUAAUCGAGACACCUAUUGACGAGAAAGAUGGGGUUCCUCCGCACCUCUAUCGCCAUUCGGACGCCACUCCCAUCGAGCUGUUCUUCGAUUUAUUUUUUGUUGCGAACCUAGCUACCUUCACAGCUACACAUGAAAUCAACAAUGUAGAAGCUUUAGGAGCCUAUAUUGGAUUCCUCGGAGUGAUUUGGUUCAGCUGGCUCCAAGUAACAAUGUUUGAUAUCCGCUUUGCACGGGACUCGCUUUUCGAACGGCUCUGCAAAGGAAUACAACUAGCGGCUAUGGUCGGAUUUGCUUCUGCAGGCACACGGUUCAGUACGCAUGUUCAAGACGAGAAUGUUUGGGCCUUUCAAUCAUUAAGCCUUAUUCUUGCAGGAAGCAGAUUCCUGCUGUCUCUACAAUACACAAUCAGCAUCUUGUUCAUUCGCAGGCGGAUGAGAAGUGCUGCCAAAGGACUAUGCGUUAUAGCUGCUACUCUAUGCGUUUCGAGUGCGGUCCACUUGGGAAUGUUUUUUGCCUUCGGCGAAGAAUCACCUCAUGCCUACAUAUGGACUGUUUGGUUCGUCCUGUUUUGGGUUGAAAUGUGGAUGGUAAUCGCCACCUCCUGUAUUACCCCGGGCAUCGGAUUUCAGGAUACUCAUCUGAACGUCCGUAUAGGACUACUUACCUUGAUUAUUAUUGGUGAAGGCGUCAUUUCUGUAACAAGACUUGUCAACAAGACAGUGCAGCCGGGCGGCUGGACCAAAUGGUCGUUUGUCCAUAUCCUAGGUGUUACUACCAAUGUCUAUUUUAUUUGGCAAGAGUACUUUGAUCUUACUCCGAGACGGGCCAUGGGUAUAUUUGCGCAGCAAAUCUGGGCCCAGCUACAUUUUCCGUUUCACGUGGUUCUCAUCCUUCUUCUGGAGGGGUCGCAGAUCCUCGCCUUGACUUUGGAUAUCACUUUGAAGUUGCAAUAUCUUACAGAAACGAUCCUGUCCGCAUGCGAAGAGCCGCGGCCGGAACCACGAGUCGCUAUUAGGUUACUUCGGCAGACAAUAGAGGAUAUGGAGAUUCAGUACAGCCGAGGCGCAAUUGGGGAACAGAAGCAAUUUACGAAAUAUUGA